AUGCCAUCUCGACACCGACGUCAUAGUGGGCCUCCGUCUCCGCUCUACGUCCACAGGGCCCACCCGAGUGAAGCGUAUUCUGGCCAUCAUGAUGAAUAUGUCCAUCCGCCUGGCUUGCCACCUGCCCAUCCCUACGGACAAGUGGAUGGCUACCGGCGGGAGAGCCCGCCCUUGGAACACCCCGACCGUCCCCUGGACGAGCCGGAUCGGGGACGCCAGCGGUACCGGGACGCCAGAGACAUUGCCCCCUACGACUACGACUACGACUACGACUACGACUACGAUCGCGACCGCGACCGCGACCACGACCACGAGCCUCUGCCGCCUCGUGGCCGGUCAUACGCGCGCUUCCCCUCCUCCCCUCCGCAAAGCCGCUCGAGGGCAAGCGAGAGCUGGCGAGACGCACGUAGCCGCGGUCCGCCCAGCUGCCCCCCCAGACGAGCACCAUCCCGCCGCGGCGGCUCCUCGCGAACCAAGUCCAUGUCGGCGGGCGCCCAGCGGGACCCGGACUCUCCUCCAUGGUGGCAGAACCCGCUCGUGCAGACGUGCGCCGUCACGGCCCUGUCCACGGGGCUGUCUGCCGCGCUGGACAGCCGCGGCGACCCGGGGCAAUGGAAGGGCGCCAAGGGCGCCAAGGUGGCUGUUGCCACGCUGGGAGCGGCGCUUGUCGACGGCUUCCUGGGGACAAGACACCCUGACGGCUUGAGGCACAAGGUGAUGAAGAGGGGCGUCGAGGUGGCCAUGGAAAAGGCCGAGGAGAAGAAGCACCAGUCUCCGGAGGGAUGUCAAGAGCGGACCAGCCGUCACGGUCACGGUCAUGGCCACAGGAGGAGGCAUAGUACUGGUCGGAGCCACGGACGUGGACGUUGA
Molecule: messenger RNA, 870 nt
Organism: Ustilaginoidea virens
Lineage: Eukaryota; Fungi; Ascomycota; Sordariomycetes; Hypocreales; Clavicipitaceae
Exons: 1
Coding region: 1-870 (289 amino acids)
Source: RefSeq, a predicted model, not a curated record